Molecule: messenger RNA, 1836 nt
Organism: Endocarpon pusillum Z07020
Lineage: Eukaryota; Fungi; Ascomycota; Eurotiomycetes; Verrucariales; Verrucariaceae
Exons: 3
Coding region: 1-1836 (611 amino acids)
Biological process (GO): double-strand break repair; single strand break repair
Cellular component (GO): nucleus
Molecular function (GO): single-stranded DNA binding; double-stranded DNA binding; 3'-tyrosyl-DNA phosphodiesterase activity
Source: RefSeq, a predicted model, not a curated record
AUGGCCAGCGAUCCAAAGGAGACAAUAGAUCUCACAGGUGACGACUCCGACGUCACGCUUUCAGCUACCUCGGAAGAUGAUGACCUUCACCGGGCCAUUGCAAUGUCUCUACAGCCGACGCCCACAUAUCUGCCACGAGAUUCUAUUGUAUCUACAACAAAAGGAGAUGACAGCGCUACACUCGAAGCUCGUGCAGAGUCCUCUGGGGCAGGUGGAGGGAUACUGGGCAUGGACCGGAAGCGACAAGAGGAGGAACGCCUUGCGCGGCUCAAGAGGAAGAGGGAGCGCAGCGUAUCACCACCGGCAACCAAGCGAGGCCUCAGACACGGCAGCGAUCUGGAGACGGCCAGUGCGCACCAUGGGGGUUUGUUGAAAGCAACACCAACAGAACUGGAUAGGGAAGAGGCUUCUGCCAUACCGCCUUCUUCAAAUACGUCAAAGCUAGAAUAUCCCGAAGGAACGGUCAGGAAGACAUGGGCAUUUGGGUUCGAGAGACACAACGACAUCAAGCUCGCAGAAGUGCUGCAAAGUCCUCAGCUCGAGGCAGCAGUCCUUAGCUCAUUUCAAUGGGACUGGGACUGGCUAGUGACAAAAUUGGAUACCGGGAAGACAAAGUUGGUAUUUAUCGUCCAGGCCAAGGAUGAAGAAGCAAAGAAGGGUUAUAUUUCAACCUUCAGCAGAAUGUGGAAUGUCCGCCUCUGCUUUCCAUCCAUGGAGGGACAGAUCAACUGCAUGCAUUCCAAGCUCAUGUUGCUCUUCUAUCCCACCCACCUGCGAAUUGUUGUUCCUACCGCAAACCUGACACCCUACGAUUGGGGCGAGCCCUUCCGCGACCUGCCAGGAGGCAUAAUGGAAAACACUGUUUUCUUGAUCGACCUGCCAAAAUCCGACAGUAAGUCAGGUGAGAGGCAGGAUGCUGAAGUGACAUUCUUGAAAAGCUUGGUGUUAUUUUUGAAAGCGAUGAAACUGCAGGAAGAUAUCGUGAACAAGCUGAAGAUGUAUGAUUUCUCGAAGCUGGGCAACCACGGCUUCAUACACUCAAUAGGUGGGACUCAUUACGGCGACGCUUGGAGAGAAACAGGAGCCUGUGGAAUAGGUCAAUAUCUCAACAACUUGGGCCUUCGCACUUUCGAUUCCGUCGAGAUAGACUUCGUCACCUCCUCAGUGGGGAGUCUCGAUGAUCAGUUUCUGCGGUCGCUAUAUCUUGUCGCUCAGGGUGACAGUGGCCUCGCAGAGUAUACUCAUCGGAAUGCAAAGUCGGUACCCUCGAGUGUCUCGCAAGACCUUCAACGCCGGUUGGGACGGGACUUUCCGUCCAGAUGGAAGCAGAAUUUUCGCUUCUACUACCCUUCCGAUGACACCGUCAGAGACUCCAAAGGCGGACCUCGAAACGGCGGUACGAUAUGCUUCCAGCCUCGCUGGUGGAAUGGCCCAAAAUUUCCUCGUGAUCUCAUGAGAGAUUGUCAAAGUCAACGAGAGGGUCUGCUGAUGCACAACAAGAUCUGGUUCACACGAUACGUAAAACCAGUGACCAUGAAUAAUGGUCUCCGAACCAUCGGCUGGGCUUAUGUUGGGAGUGCAAACCUCUCAGAAAGUGCAUGGGGAAGACUCGUUCAAGACAGGACGACCAAGACACCAAAGCUGAGCUGCCGCAACUGGGAAUGUGGCGUGAUCCUUCCAAUUCUUGAAAGCAAGGCCGAUCAAGCGAAAUCGCUGACGGAUAGGCAAGAUUCAAAUGGCCUCAACAUAUUCAAGAAUGUUGUACCGAUCCCAAUGAAAAUCCCAGGCGAGACAUAUCAGGGAACCAAAAAGCCUUGGUUCUCUUCAGAACAAUGA